CCGCCGCGGGAGGCGGGAGGGAAGCUGUUAUGGCUGCCCCCGAGACCCCAGCGAGCCCGGAGCGCAUCCUCUGCCUCUUCGACGUGGAUGGGACCCUCACGCCACCUCGCCAGAAAAUUGAACCUGAGAUUGCGGAGUUUCUUCAAGAGCUGCGCAAGAGAGUAAAGAUUGGUGUGGUGGGUGGCUCAGACUACUCCAAGAUAGCCGAGCAGCUGGGUGAAGGAGAUGAAGUCAUCAACAAGUUUGAUUACGUCUUUGCAGAAAAUGGCACUGUGCAGUACAAGAAUGGGCAGCUAGUCUCCAAGCAGGCUAUCCAGAACCACCUGGGUGAGGAACUUCUACAGGAACUGAUCAACUUUUGCCUCAACUACAUGGCUCUUCUAAAGCUUCCCAAGAAACGAGGGACCUUCAUAGAGUUCCGUAAUGGAAUGUUGAACAUCUCCCCCAUUGGCCGGAGCUGCACCUUGGAGGAAAGAAUAGAAUUUUCUGAACUGGACAAGAAAGAAAGGAUCCGAGAGAAGUUUGUAGCUGCCCUACAAAGGGAGUUCGCUGGCAAGGGCCUGCGGUUUUCCCGAGGUGGCAUGAUUAGCUUUGAUGUCUUCCCGGAGGGCUGGGAUAAGCGUUACUGCCUUGACAUCCUCGAUGAUGAGAGAUUUGAUACAAUACACUUCUUUGGGAAUGAGACAGCCCCUGGUGGGAAUGAUUAUGAAAUCUACGACGACCCCCGCACAGUGGGACACAGCAUCCAGUCUCCUCAGGACACAGUCCACAGGUGCCAGGAGCUCUUCUUUCCAGAGACAGUGAAUGAAUCUUGAUUUGUGGACCUCCCAAUUCCCCUCUUCAUCAUCCCUCAAAGGAGACCCUCCCUUGCAUCAUGAAAGCACUUUUUGCAUCCUUCUAGAACUUGCUGAGGCACAAGGUCUGCUGAGGCACUUUGGAAUUGAUGUGACUUGUCAGAACAGGAGGGAGACGACGACCCUUUAGCAAAAGUCGCACCACCUUUCACUACGGGGGACUUGCAGAACCCCCAAGGUCAUGUCCUCACUCCCAUCACCACUACAAAAGGAGGUAAAGUCAUAUGGGUUUGAAGGGAAUUCUAAUUUAUGCCUUUGUGUAAAAGCUAAGCAUUAUGUGGUCAUCUUCUCUAAAGGAGUUGAGUUCACCCAAAGGAAUUAUUCCUGAGAUUAUUCUCAGAAGCACUAUAUAAAUACUAUUUUAAAGAGCACAGGGCAUGGGGAUUCAAAAUCCAGGAUUUGCAGAAUUAUUAUAUUUUUGAACAAGCAAGCUGGUCUGGAAAUGCUUUAAAAAUUGCACUAGAUCAUUUUUUAUGAAAGAGAGUAGGGCCUUAAAAAUAAAUAAUGGCUCCAAUCUGGAGCUAGUCAUGUUUUUCAAAAAGAUACUGGCACAUGACCUGCUGUGCCAGAAUGCAAUCCAAGAUGCAUUUGAGCACAGUGCUGUAUGGAUGUGGGCAUCCAUGCACAGAUGCAGUUCUAAUGCCUGCCCGAUUUGUGCCUGUGUCUCCUGAUCCAGCCAGUGAUCUUUGUGCAGAAUGCCUGGAUUCUGCACACAGAUCUCCUUGCUGGGUCAGGCUGCACAACAGCACCAUGAACAGAUUUUUGGAACAGAAUUUGGCUACAUCCUUCGGAUUACCUCUGAGUAACAUUGGGAUUGUGCUGUUGCAAGAGAAAGAAAUACGGACUGUGAGGCAGCAUUUUUCCCUGAUUUCGUGAUAUUUUACUGUUGUUUUAUCAUUUGUUUUUAUGUACUGUGUCAACUGUCCAGACAGCUUCGGCUGUGGGAUGGUAUAGAAAUGAAAUUAACAAUAAUAAUUUAGCACCAAAAAUAAAAAGGUGUUGUUAGAGUGAGCUCAGGCAUAGAGCAGAGUCAAGACCCAGUGCUAAAGACAUCGGCGCAUGCAUAGAUUAACUGAACUAAAUUGGGCAGAUUAAUGAGCAAAUGUGUGCAAGCUGCAGCUCACUUUCAUGCAUGCCUAGGGGACAAUCUUAAGAAGUGGCACCUUUUCCAAAAAUCCUGCUGACUUAACACCAGCUAGGGCAGGAGGUGUGUAGGUGUGUACAGGUGUAGGAGUACGGAUACUCCUGGGCAUUUUGGUGGGGCGGGGGAGUCCUGGAGGUCAUUACUGGACACAAAAGUUCUUCGUCGUGGCCUCUGUGCAUCACACAUAUGGGUACUGCGCCUGCGCAGUGCCUGUGGCCGGAAGAUUGACAGCUAACGGUUUUUGGCGGGAAGCUCCGCUCCCCCUCCUCCCUGUGGCCUAUAAAGAGCGGAGCGUCCACCAUUUUGUUCAGUCUUUGCGACCGCCGUUCGCUGUGCCUCGUUCCACUUUCGACUUUCACUUCGACUGUUACCUUGCUCUUGAUUGUCCUUCUUUCCCAGUUUUUUCUUCUCCUUGCUCCCAGUUCAUUGUUCCACGUAGUUUUUCUCUUGUUAUUUCUUCUUUCGAUCUAUCUAAAAAAAAACAAAAAAACAAAAAUAUAUACUU
Varanus komodoensis (Komodo dragon) is the source of this 2503-nucleotide messenger RNA. It is a transcript of the gene PMM1, whose product is annotated as phosphomannomutase 1. NCBI's taxonomy places the organism in Eukaryota, Metazoa, Chordata, Lepidosauria, Squamata, Varanidae. Gene Ontology annotation, molecular function: phosphomannomutase activity. The transcript has 8 exons. Gene Ontology annotation, cellular component: cytosol. Gene Ontology annotation, biological process: GDP-mannose biosynthetic process; mannose metabolic process; protein N-linked glycosylation. The record is from RefSeq and is a predicted model, not a curated record. Bases 30 to 815 code for a protein of 261 amino acids.